This is a messenger RNA of Schizophyllum commune H4-8, 276 nucleotides long. RefSeq lists its product as uncharacterized. The coding region runs from base 1 to 276 and encodes 91 amino acids. The record is from RefSeq and is a predicted model, not a curated record. The transcript has a single exon. Lineage: Eukaryota; Fungi; Basidiomycota; Agaricomycetes; Agaricales; Schizophyllaceae.
AUGCAUGGGCUCCCGGCGGCAGCUGCGCAUGCAGCAGCGCACAUUGCCAGGCGCGUUGACCGCGUACAGCUUGUAGCUGUCCGAAGAGACGGUGUCGACCGCGAGGACGAUGCUCUGAGAGCGGCCGGUCGCACCCACAAUGCGCGCGCGCAGCUCGUCCGGCGCGAGCGUGGCAGCGCGGCACACAUCCGGAUCUUGCACCAGCUGCGUGAGGCCGACGAGCGAGAGGCAGAGAGUGAUCGAAGCGAAGUUCUGGGCGCCGGGAUUGAGAAGUAG